This is a messenger RNA of Danaus plexippus (monarch butterfly), 2550 nucleotides long. RefSeq names its product silk gland factor 3 (gene vvl). The transcript has a single exon. The coding region runs from base 207 to 1292 and encodes 361 amino acids. Gene Ontology annotation, biological process: regulation of transcription by RNA polymerase II. NCBI's taxonomy places the organism in Eukaryota, Metazoa, Arthropoda, Insecta, Lepidoptera, Nymphalidae. Gene Ontology annotation, molecular function: RNA polymerase II cis-regulatory region sequence-specific DNA binding; DNA-binding transcription factor activity, RNA polymerase II-specific. The record is from RefSeq and is a predicted model, not a curated record.
GCCUCGAGCCCAGUCCGCUCCGUGCUGCCGCCGCGCACGCACGCGCAUGUCGCUCGUUUUUGAAUCAAGUGAUGUGAGGUGGCCCCCGCCGCUACCGAGUGUUGCGCGAUUGACGCGCUUGUUUCGCGAAAGAGUGCGCCAGGUGAAGGCUCAACAGCCUUCGAACCGGCAAGACGCCGUCCACCGUGGAUCUAAGGUACGGCGCCAUGGCGGCGACCACGUAUAUGCCGGGAGAGCUGGAUCUCGGCAGCAUCAGCGGCUAUCACGCUGCGUCGCCGCGCAGCGCUGAGCCGGCUGACAUGAAGUACCAGCACCACCUGCACGCAAGCGGGUCUCCUUCGCCAGGCGCGCCCGUGGGUCUAAACCCGUGGGCUUCGCUACCGCCUGGUGAUCCCUGGUCCAUGCAUCAGCACCACACUCAUGUGCAUCAACCUGACGUUAAGCCACCGGCUGCUCCACACGAUCACCGUCACUUGCAAGGCCAUGGCUGGCAUGCACCGGUUGUAUCAGCACAUUACGGCGCUGUUUCGCCCUAUCCGGUGCCCAUGCACCAGCAUCACAUGCUGCGGGAUGUGCAGCCCUCGCCGCAUCCCAUGCAUCAUCAUCACGCGCUCGAACGUGACCAGCCAGAAGAGGACACACCGACCAGUGAUGACCUAGAAGCGUUUGCCAAACAAUUUAAGCAACGCCGUAUCAAACUCGGCUUCACGCAGGCUGACGUAGGUCUCGCAUUAGGAACCCUUUAUGGCAAUGUGUUUUCUCAAACAACGAUAUGCCGAUUCGAGGCUCUACAGCUCAGUUUCAAAAACAUGUGUAAAUUGAAACCACUUUUGCAAAAAUGGCUAGAGGAAGCCGACUCUACGACGGGUAGUCCGACUAGUAUCGAUAAAAUAGCCGCCCAGGGUCGCAAGAGAAAGAAGCGAACAUCCAUCGAAGUGUCAGUGAAGGGUGCGCUAGAACAACACUUUCAUAAGCAGCCAAAACCCUCCGCCCAAGAGAUCACGAGUCUCGCAGAUAGUUUACAACUAGAGAAGGAGGUAGUCAGAGUAUGGUUUUGUAAUCGUCGGCAAAAGGAAAAGAGGAUGACGCCGCCGAACACGUUAGGCGGUGAGAUGUUGGACGGAAUGGGCCACGGGCACUACGGGCACGACGUGCAUGGCUCACCACCGCUGCAUGCUCACUCGCCGGCGCUGUCACCACACGCGCAGCACGGCCAGCACGCACCGCACGCGCCGCACUCGCAGCACCCGCAACACGGCCUCCAGAGCGCGCACACCCUAGCCGCACACUAACAGUUCGCCCCGUGGGCGCCGCCGCGGCCUUACUACGCGGAGCCGCACUAGCCGCCCGCGGGAUCUGUACAUAGGAAGCCCGUCGACCGACCGUUGCACUGUAAAUAGUUCGCGGAAGCUGAUUCAGUUUUUUUUCUAUUAAUUUUGCCGCGCGGUCGCGGGCCCAGUGACCUCGUAGUGUGUGACCAAACAGUUCGCGAUUAGACGAUGAUCGCGACCCGCCUCGUUGCCGUCGCCGCCGUCGGUGGUAAGUACGCGUGACGCGAACGUGACGAGUGCGACAGGAUACCGGCGAGGACCGCCACACGCUACUACUUACAAAAGACGAUUUCAUCGAAUUUAUUUAUAGAUAUUAUAUAAAUUAACGAUGUUCAUACAUGCCUACCUGUUUGUAGGCGAGUCGUCGUGGUGUGGAUUAAAUUUAAAACCGUUGCUACUGUAAAUUAUUGAUUAGUGAUGAUGUCGAAAGUGAAGGAAACGAAUCGGGUCGUAGCUUCGUUAAGUGAGGGAAUACGAUUGAGUCAAUAGGUGCAAUUUAUGUUUUAAGUACUGAUGAAGCGUAGUGGCGAGGCGUAACGGGACGGGACGGGACGCGGACUCGUCUCUGUCCCGUGUCGCCACCCCGCUAGACCCUAGCUCCCGUAAUUUAUUUGAAAUUAAGCACAUACGAUGCCAAAAUGGUUUUAUUCCUGUUUUCAAUUGUUUUGUUGUUUUUCGUUUAUGUAAUUGUGGCCAAGUUCGGUACUUAGUUUUUUUUUUGUAUAAAUAGGUAUUUUUUUUAAUAUAAAAUAAUGUUAUUACAACGUAUAUGAUGAUAUAUUAAAAAGUUCUUUAUAGAAACUGACAUAUGAUUAUGACUUUUAUUGAGGAUGUCCCGGUUUUGGGUGCAUGUUUGUUAGGGGCAUACUAGAGACAAUCAGUUAUACCUGACGAGCUAAUCUCCAGGCAUUGUGUUGUGAGGAUACGGCGCUGUACCUACCGUGGCCCGUGAUCUGUAACAGCUCUACUAGUUGACACACGAUAGUUGUAUGCGUAGUGAGAGGUGCUCGCCCGAUUCGAACCAAACUAUUGUAAAUGUAAUUAAUUCGUUAUUCUCAACGAAGUUGACAAGUUGAUAUGUAUAUAAAUGUAUAAUAUAUUAGGUAAUAACAGAUGGCAGUGGUAGUGCAAGCCUCUAGUAGGUAAAUAAUGAAUAAUUAGUUUUAAAAUGUUUUAUAUUAUUAUCUAAGUAUUUAAAUAAACCAGAGUAAAUAUUUUA